Messenger RNA from Cataglyphis hispanica, 474 nucleotides. RefSeq lists its product as uncharacterized. NCBI's taxonomy places the organism in Eukaryota, Metazoa, Arthropoda, Insecta, Hymenoptera, Formicidae. Gene Ontology annotation, molecular function: nucleic acid binding. The transcript is spliced from 2 exons. The record is from RefSeq and is a predicted model, not a curated record. Bases 1 to 474 code for a protein of 157 amino acids.
AUGGGGAAGGAAUUUUACAACACCGAUGUGCAACGCCUCAUGAAGAAACAUAACAUUAAUCAUUAUUCCACGUAUUCGGUGUUGAAGGCAUCGGUCGUCGAACGAUUCAAUCGUACACUGAAAGACGCUAUGUGGAAGAUGUUUACGCUUAACGGAUCUUACAAAUGGAUGAGUUGCCGCGACUUGUGUCGGAUUACAACGCAAGCAUCGAACGAUCGAAAGGUUAUACACCGAACCACCGAGGUGUUUAAGAUUGUUAAAGUGCAGCGUAUUAAUCCCGUAACCUAUCUACUCAAGAACUAUCGCGGAAAAUCCAUCGCUGGAGCGUUCUACGAGUACGAGUUGCGUCUCACAAAUUAUCCGGAUGAGUACGUGGAGAAAGUACUGCGCAGGAAGGGUGAUGAGAUUUACGUGAAAUGGCUGGGAUUCGAUGGAUUGCACAAUUCUUGGAUACACAAGGACAAUGUCGUUUAA